Linum tenue is the source of this 554-nucleotide messenger RNA. The record is from the annotation of a GenBank genome assembly. NCBI's taxonomy places the organism in Eukaryota, Viridiplantae, Streptophyta, Magnoliopsida, Malpighiales, Linaceae.
CUCUGCGGAAUAUUUAGAUAAACGGAAAAAGAAAACCAUAGCCGGCGGUAGAAAACAGACGGAGAACGCGCCGGCGAUUCUGAGAGAAUGGUUCGACCGACUUGACUCGGAGAAAGCUGGGAGCAUCACAGCAACUCAGCUAAAGGAUAUACGAUUUUGAUAGGAAUGGGACUAUGAGCUUUGAUGAAUUCGUUGCACUGAACAAGUUCCUCGCAAAGGUUCUACACGCCUUCUCAAACCUAGAGAGGAACCUUUUCAGUUUGUUCGAUACAGCAAAACAAGGCAGAAUUAGUCUUCAUCUCAAUCAGUUCAUCUACUGCACUGCCAAUUGUAGAAUAUGAAGAGGUUACAUCAGGUGUCCUUAUAAGAAAAAAGAAGAAGGAAAAUUCAUUCCAUGAAGUUAUCUUCCCUCAACCAUGAUGAUCCAAAUGGGCUAAAAGGGAAGAACUUGGACUUGCCUAAUGAGAUUGGUGGGAGAAGUUGGCUACAACAAGAGACAUAUGUGUACAUUUCAGAAGUUGGCUGGAAUUUAUCUAAAUUAUCAUAUUUAAGGC